This is a messenger RNA of Mastomys coucha (southern multimammate mouse), 3982 nucleotides long. It is a transcript of the gene Tubgcp2, whose product is annotated as tubulin gamma complex associated protein 2. The record is from RefSeq and is a predicted model, not a curated record. Gene Ontology annotation, biological process: meiotic cell cycle; mitotic cell cycle; microtubule nucleation. NCBI's taxonomy places the organism in Eukaryota, Metazoa, Chordata, Mammalia, Rodentia, Muridae. Gene Ontology annotation, molecular function: microtubule minus-end binding; gamma-tubulin binding. Bases 401 to 3118 code for a protein of 905 amino acids. The transcript is spliced from 19 exons. Gene Ontology annotation, cellular component: spindle pole; equatorial microtubule organizing center; centrosome.
AACAUCACCAGGGCCGCCGCAGCCCUUCGGCCACCGUCGGAGGGGUGGUGACGGACGUGACGUCUAAUAACUUCCUGUGGCGACCCUGCGGGGCGGAACGCGACGCGCGGUGGUGACUCUGGGCUGGUUUCGUCUGCCAGCCCGGGCUUGUCCCGCUCCACGGUGCGACAGCUUCUCUGGCUGUUUCUGUCCUCUCCAGGAGUCCAUUUGGAGGCAGUGGCCUUGUGAAGUUUGUGGUUAGUGUGACCCUUCUCUCGUGACAGCCCCGCGGUGACUGCGGUGCUGGCCUGCGGGUCUUCUGCAUCUGCUGCAGGUGCUCAGGGUUCAGGAGUGAAGGGGUCAGGGCCCGCUGCAGUAGAGACAGGAAAACAUUGUUAUGUUGGUGUCUCAGAGCUAAACUAUGAGUGAGUUCCGGAUUCACCAUGAUGUCAAUGAGCUGCUCAGCCUGCUCCGCAUCCAUGGUGGGGACGGAGCUGAGGUGUACAUUGACCUGCUGCAGAAGAACCGGACGCCAUAUGUCACAACCACAGUCUCUGCCCACAGUGCCAAGGUCAAAAUUGCUGAAUUUUCUCGAACACCUGAGGACUUUUUAAAGAAAUAUGAUGAACUGAAAUCUAAAAAUACAAGGAACCUUGACCCACUGGUGUACCUGUUGUCGAGACUCACAGAAGACAAAGAGACACUUCAGUAUUUGCAACAGAAUGCAAAGGAAAGAGCUGAGCUUGCAGCUAGUGCUGCACCCAGCAGCACCACCAGCUUCAACAUCCCUGUUGCCGCCUCUAAGAUGUCCACACAAGAGCUAGAGGAACUGAGGAAGCAGCUUGGCAGUGUGUCCACAGGCUCCACACUGCAGCAGUCUCUGGAACUUACAAGAAAGAUGCUUCGAGACAAACAGAACAAAAAAAAUUCAGGCCAGCCCCUCCCCGUCUUCCCAGCAUGGGUGUAUGAGAGACCAACUCUGGCUGGAGAUUUCCUGAUUGGCUCGGGCUUGAGCUCUGACACAGCUUUGCCUAUAGGUACGUUGCCCUUGGCCUCCCAGGAGUCAGCAGUGGUGGAAGAUCUGCUCUAUGUGCUUGUGGGUGUGGAUGGCAGGUAUAUCACUGCUCAGCCUUUGGCUGGGAGGCAGAACCGUACCUUCCUUGUGGACCCCAACCUGGACCUGUCCAUCCGGGAGCUAGUAAACAGAAUCCUCCCUGUGGCUGCCAGCUACUCUACUGUGACCAGGUUCAUUGAGGAGAAGUCUUCAUUUGAAUAUGGGCAGGUGAACCAUGCCCUGGCUGCUGCCAUGAGAACCCUGGUAAAGGAAUACCUGAUUCUGGUCACACAACUGGAACAGCUGCACAGGCAGGGCCUCCUCUCACUGCAGAAGCUCUGGUUCUACAUCCAGCCAGCCAUGCGCACCAUCGACAUCCUUGCCUCCCUUGCCACCUCAGUGGAUAAAGGCGAGUGCGUGGGCGGGUCGACGCUGAGCCUUCUUCAUGAUAGAAGCUUCAACUACACGGGGGACAGCCAGGCGCAGGAGCUGUGCCUCUAUCUGACCAAAGCAGCCAGUGCACCUUACUUUGAGAUCCUGGAGAAGUGGAUCUAUAGGGGCAUCAUUCAUGACCCUUACAGUGAGUUCAUGGUGGAGGAGCACGAGCUGCGGAAGGAGAAGAUCCAGGAGGACUACAAUGACAAGUACUGGGACCAGCGCUACACUGUGCUGCCACAGCAAAUCCCGUCCUUCCUGCAGAAGGUAGCAGGCAAGAUCCUCAGCACAGGAAAAUACCUAAAUGUGGUCAGAGAAUGUGGUCAUGAUGUUACCUGUCCUGUAGCCAAAGAGAUCAUUUAUACCCUCAAAGAGCGGGCAUAUGUGGAGCAGAUUGAGAAAGCGUUCAAUUAUGCCAGCAAAGUGCUGCUGGACUUCCUCAUGGAGGAGAAGGAGCUGGUGGCCCACCUAAGGUCCAUCAAGCGCUACUUCCUGAUGGACCAAGGGGACUUCUUCGUGCAUUUCAUGGACCUGACUGAGGAGGAGCUCAGGAAGCCAGUAGAAGACAUUAUACUCACACGCCUGGAGGCUCUGUUGGAGCUGGCCCUGCGCAUGAGCACUGCCAACACUGACCCCUUCAAAGAUGACCUCAAGAUUGAACUGAUGUCUCACGACCUUAUCACUCAGCUUUUGCGGGUUCUGGCCAUUGAGACCAAGCAGGAAAAGGCAAUGACCCAUGCUGACCCCACAGAGCUCACACUGAGUGGUCUGGAGGCCUUCUCCUUUGACUAUAUGGUCAAAUGGCCCCUGUCACUGAUUAUUAACAGGAAGGCACUCACCCGCUACCAGAUGCUCUUCCGACACAUGUUCUACUGCAAGCAUGUGGAGCGGCAGCUCUGCAGUGUCUGGAUCAGCAACAAGACAGCCAAGCAGCAUGCACUGCACUCUGCAAAGUGGUUUGCUGGUGCUUUCACUUUGCGGCAGCGAAUGCUCAACUUUGUCCAGAAUAUUCAGUACUACAUGAUGUUUGAAGUGAUGGAACCGACCUGGCACAUCCUUGAGAAAAACCUGAAAUCUGCCUCCAACAUUGACGACGUCCUUGGCCACCACACAAGUUUCCUUGACAACUGCCUGAAGGACUGCAUGCUGACCAACCCUGAGCUGCUGAAGGUUUUCUCCAAGCUCAUGUCUGUAUGUGUCAUGUUCACCAAUUGUAUGCAGAAAUUUACGCAGAGUAUGAAACUGGACAGUGAGCUAGGCCGUCUGACCCUGGAUCAGGGUGGUGUGCAGGGGCCACCCACAGAGACUGAGCGGAUUGAGGAUCGCCCCCGGAAGGAGCCUACCAGGAAGCAUCUGUCUGAGCAUAUGGAUACUCCUCAGCUGUCCUCUGGUUUCGAGGCCACCAUCAACAACUUUGACAAAAACUUCUCUGCCCAUCUUCUUGAUUUGCUGGCCCGACUAAGUGUCUACAGCACCAGUGACUGUGAACAUGGCAUGGCCAGUGUCAUCUCCAGGCUAGAUUUCAAUGGUUUCUAUGCGGAACGCCUGGAACGUCUGUCUGCAGAAAGGAGUCAGAAGGCUGUCCCCCAAGUGCCUGUCCCAAGGGGACCCUCAGCACCAACACCCAGGGUGGCCAUUCCUGCGCAAUGAGCUUGUUUGUUAAAUACCAUUAUUUCUGGAACAUGGGUGUUGUGCAUUAUUACUGCUUAAAUAUGGUUUCAGUUUCUAUUUUGGCUCAAUGAUUUCCCUUUUCAAGGUGUUUGAUUUCCUUUUAGAAGCUUUCCAGAGGGCUAGAUGGCUCAGUCAGUAAAAUGUUUUCUGUCCAAAUAUGAGGACCUAAGUUCAGAUCCUUACCAUCUGUCUUAGUUAGGGCUUCUGUUGCUAUGAUGAAACACCAUAGCAAGAGCGACAUGGAGAAGAUAGGGUUUGUUUCAGCUUACGUCUUGUAGUCUAGUUCAUCAUCCAGGAAAGUCAGAACAGGAACCUAGAGACGGGAACUGAUCCAGAGGCCAUGGAGAAGUGCCGCUUACUGGCUUUCUCCCAUGGAUUACUCAGCCUGCUUUCCCAUCAUACCCAAGAUCAGGACCAGCUGGGAAGCACCACUGCCCACAGCGAGCUGGUCUCUCCCAUACCAAGCAUCAGUCAAGGGAAUGCAAAGACAAUCUCAUGGGACAUUUUCUCCUUUGAGGUUCCUCUUCUAAAAUGACUCUGGCAUGUGUGAAACUGACAUAAGUCUAUUCAGCACACCAUUAAAUGCUGGGUGCAGUGGAACACUUCUCUAUUCCCAGUGCUGGGGUACAGGUAGGUGGAGUCCUAGGGCUUACCAGUCUAGCUAAGUCAUGAAUUCCAUGUUCAGUGUCUCAAAAUAAACAAAUAUUAAACAGAAAGGUGGAGAGAAAGAGAGGAAAUAGUCUGGUGUCAGUCUCUCAGCUCCACAUGUACAAGCACGGGCACACACACAGUAUGUACCUGUACUCAACAAAAAGAAUAAACAUGCAAGCUGCCUGUACCACA